CCACAACGGAGUGUCAAAAAGCGGUCCAAAAAGAUUCCAUUCAAUGCUAAAGGCUACAGUCAUUUCGUAAUGCAAGUGGAAGAAUGUCUGAACCUAUUACCUAUGCCAUCUCAUUUGGAAGAAAAUUGUCAAAAAGAAGAAUUAUCUGUGAUAUAGAUAUGCAUCCUUAAAUUUGUCAAUUUCUGUGUCAACUUUGAAGCAGCUGAUGGUAUCGCAAGCUAAUCCCACAAUCUUUUUCAUAGGUAAUAGGAAUAUCUGGGAAUCUAUUUCUAAUCUAUGAUAGAUUAGAUUAGAUUGUCUCUAAUUAGGUGUUUGGUGGCAUUCUAUGGGUGCCUGUUUAAUUAUGCAAUUGAACAAUUAUUGGAAGCCAUCAGCAGUUGAAACGUGAACCCUACUAAAGCAAGUCCUGAAGUAGACACUUUCAAACCAUGCUCGUCGAAAAAAUACGUAGGGGCUUGGACGAAUGGUUGAUCAUAUCCAUCCUCCUCUGCAUUUUUGGCUUUCUGAAAGAGAUCAGACCAUCUGAACCUUUUGUUUAUGAGUUCCUGAUUGGGCCUUGGAGAAAUUUGACCGAUUUACAAGUGAAUCAACAGGUUUAUCCUGUGGGCACUUACAGUUAUCUUGCACAGUUGGUGAUAGUUUUCUUGAUAACAGAUUUGUGCAGAUAUAAACCUCUCAUUGUAUUACUUGGCAGCACAGGUAUCAUAGUAUGGGCAAUGUUGUUAUGGACUACUAGCCUCCUUGAAGUUCAAAUAUUGGAGGUACUCUAUGGAACAUUUUGCGCCUGUGAGGUUGCAUAUUUUACAUACAUUUAUGCUAAAGUUGACCGCGAAUGGUAUCAACUAGUAACAUCCCACACUCGUGCGGCUAUAUUACUGGGCCGUGCUUUGUCAGGAAUUAUGGCCCAGUUACUUAUUUCGUUUGAACUCAUGGACUACCGGGAACUCAACUAUAUUACCCUGAGUGCUAUGAUAGGAGCAACAUUCUGGAGUUUGUUCUUGCCACCAGCUGGUGAAUCUAUUUAUUUUCAUCACAACAUGAUGCAACAGAUGCCAUUUCUUCAAAAAAGUAAGGAAGCCUAUGCAUUAAUGUGGUCUCACUUUGUACAGGCAUAUUCUAAUAAAUAUACUGCCAAAUGGUCAGUUUGGUGGGCAUUAUCUACCUGUGGGUUUAUCCAAGUGCAAGUUUAUAUGCAGCCUCUAUGGUGGGCAAUUGUUGGUGAUCCAAAGCAAAAGAUUUACAAUGGAGUUGUGGAAGCUGUGCUUACUGUAAUUGGAUUUCUGGGAGCCCUGGUGUCUGGAUUGUUAAAAAUUGAUUGGAAAACCAAAGGGGACCUUUCAUUAGCAUGUUGCUCUCUUUUGCAAGGUUUCACUAUGAUAAUUGCUUCUCAGACGACUCAAGUGGUAAUUAGUUAUAUAUCUUACAUAGUAUUUGGUGCUUUGUAUCAUUUAAUGAUUACUGUAGCUAGUAGUGAAAUUGCGAAACAUAUUAAAGAAGAUAGUUAUGGUCUGAUCUUUGGGAUUAAUACAUUUGCAGCACUAGCAUUCCAAACUAUUUUGACAUUGGGGAUUGUUACUGGCGAUAUGGGAUUUGCUCUUCCUCCCAGGCGGCAGUAUUUCGCCUACGGUUUUUAUCACAUUAUUCUGGCACUGGUCUACAUAAUUAUCGGUUUGGGUAGUUGGUUUAGUAGCAAAUAUGAUUAUAGAAGAACUAGUGUCACUGCAACAGAGACAGUGUCCAGAUUAUGAUUUGUUUUGUUGAGGUUUGCCAAUUUGUUAAUCAUUUUUGUUAGUAGAUUUUUUGAUAUGUGGAUUUUUUUUUGUUUUACCAAUGUAUCACAAUCUCUUGUUGAAGCCUUUCUCAAACUAGUUUCAAUUAUUCAGGUAUCCUCAUGUCAUGCGUUUUGUACAAAUUAGUAAUACCAAAGAAAAAUGAGUAGCUGCCAUUUGUAAUUUGAAACAUAAACCAUGACUCAUAGUUAAGGUAUUGAACAGAGAAAUCUCGAAUGAAGGAAGAUGAAACGUUCAAACUCUAAUUGCUGGGUACCCACAUGUAUAUCGGCACGUGAUACGAGACGGUUUGCCUCUUGUUUUCUGUACUCACAAAAUAAGAAUAGAAG
Messenger RNA from Cylas formicarius (sweet potato weevil), 2119 nucleotides. Its product is annotated as thiamine transporter 1-like. NCBI's taxonomy places the organism in Eukaryota, Metazoa, Arthropoda, Insecta, Coleoptera, Brentidae. Gene Ontology annotation, cellular component: plasma membrane. Bases 429 to 1748 code for a protein of 439 amino acids. The transcript has a single exon. Gene Ontology annotation, biological process: transmembrane transport; vitamin transport. Gene Ontology annotation, molecular function: vitamin transmembrane transporter activity. The record is from RefSeq and is a predicted model, not a curated record.